AUGGCUGCUGACGUCAGCUCCCUCGUACGGUUACUAAGCGGUUACAAGGAUGAUCGAGCGGCGGUGAAAGAAUCCGCCGGAACGAAAUCUACGGCGGCGCUGAUGACUCGCGAUCUCCUUGGAAUCGGCAGAGGAGGAGGCGAUCGGUCACUGGAGCUUGACCUUGACCUUCAAGUCCCCUCCGGAUGGGAAAAACGUCUCGAUUUGAAGUCAGGUAAAGUUUAUUUGCAACGAUGCAAUUCCACGAGCUCGUCGUCGUCCAUAACUAACGCGGAGCAAUCGAAUCAAACAGUCCCGACGUUUCAGGAUUUGAAUUUUCCUCCGAAUCCCAGCAAUUCUCAGGCGAAGCCUUUGCUAAACCUCUUCGACGACACCACGCCGGAGCUGAAACUUCUCCCGUCGUCUCGCUCUCGUCCUCUCUCCAUGUCACCGAACCGUAAUAAUUUCCAAAGCGUUUGCACGCUGGACAAGGUGAAAUCAGCUCUGGAGAGAGCGGAGAGGGAUCCGGGUAAUUUCAAGAAACGGCAAUCGCCGGACGAUACGGUCUCCGAUCAUCAUCGGACGACGGAGGUUGCGUCACCGGUGGCGGCUGGAUGUCCCGGCUGUUUGUCUUACGUUUUGGUUAUGAACAACAACCCGAGAUGUCCGAGAUGCGACACCAUUGUUCCUUUGCCUACAAACUCCAUGAAGAAGCCUAAGAUUGAUCUCAACAUAUCAAUCUGA
This is a messenger RNA of Thlaspi arvense, 723 nucleotides long. The record is from the annotation of a GenBank genome assembly. NCBI's taxonomy places the organism in Eukaryota, Viridiplantae, Streptophyta, Magnoliopsida, Brassicales, Brassicaceae.